CUGGCCGGACUGCAGUGAGGAGCCUGCCCCCCUGGGGAAGGCCCGCAGCUGCCCCAUGUGGUCCGCUGGCGAGGAGUCUGGGGACAGGGGCAGCUCGGUGUCAUCGGGACGUCUCUCUGGCUCUUCAGGGGGGCAUGAGCUGUCCUCACCUGCCCACACGCCCUGGAAGGAGAGGCCCCCCCAGGUGCAGGGACCCCAGCGGCAGCCCAGAGAGAGCAGCCCACGGCUAGAGCGGCUGCUGGACAAGAUCCGGGCUCAGGCCCAGGGCCAGGCCAGCUGCGCCUCCCUGGCCACCUCCACGCCCUGUGGUGCCUCGCUCUUCGGCAGAACCUCCAGGCCGGCCCCCCACAGGAAGGCCCGCAGGCCGGCCGCCGCUCCCCAGCCCCGGCCUGCCCUGGUCAGUGGCGGCCCUCUGGGUCGGUAUGGCAGGAGAGCCGCUGAGCGUGGCCCUGAAGACCAAGCACCCCCUGCCCAGGGGCACGAGCCCCCCAGGGUCCCCCAGCGCCAGGCCUCAGUUCCGCGGGAAAAACCCAGAAGGAUGAAAAGUAGCUCCUGCAAGAGAGAGAAGCCGUCCAAGCCACCGGCCCGCAGAGCCACGAAGGACAAAGACUCUGAGUCGGUCGGUGUUUACGCCUGGAGGACAGGACGAGCUCGGGCCAGGGAGCUGCUGGGGCCCCCGUGCCCGGCCCAGGCUCCCGAGCGAGGCGCCGUCGAGGGACCUGGCCCCCGCCCAGGAACCAGGAGGCGACAAGAGGAGCAGAAGUGCGGCGAGCCCCCUCUUCGCCCCCAGAUACCCAGCCCAGCCCCUGUCCGCCAUGACCACCAGCAGGUGUCCGCCCACACGCCCAGCCUGGCGGAGCCGCCUGCGACCGUCCAAGCCGCCGUGGACAUCCUGCGAGACCUCCGGCAGCAGAUCCAGGCGGGGCUGGAGCUGAGCCGGGGCGGCCACCCGAGGGGCGGGCUGGAGCCGGGGCCAAAGGAGCAGGCGGGGAGGCGGCUGCAGGGCUGCUGGAGCGCCCCCCACGCGCAGGACCCCUUCCUGGCCGGGACCGGAAGCCCCCCCAGCGGGCGGCGGCAGAGCCUGCCAGCUGGGCAGGAGUCGCGCCUGGAGGGACAGGGCCCCCCCUCCCCGAGGCCUGGGAGCCCCCCUGCGAGGCGGAGCCCCUUCCCCCAGCGGCCUUGGAGCGCCUCGGCCGCCGCUGAAGACUGGGAGGGCCCCGCCCGAAGGCCCUGGAGCGCCUCGUUCACCCAGGGGCCCGGCCCCCGCGCCAGAGCCAGGGGCUCCCCGCCGCCUCCCUCGAGAGCCAAGGACGGCUGGCGGGGGCCCAGCCCCCGUGGCCCCUGGGCCGCGCCUGGGAAGGAGGAUGAGGAGCCGCCGGUGCGCCCCUGCCCCAAGCCCCGGGGCUGGCUGGGCCGCCCCUACAGCCCCGAGUGCCUGCGGGCCUUCAUGCGGCAGAAGGCGGCGGCCCGGCGGCGCCAGGCCCUGCAGGAGAAGGCCGCGGCCGUGCGCGCCCUGGAGCUGAAGAACCAGCGGCUGCGCGACGUCUACGAGGAGCAGAGGGCGGCCGUCCUCCGCCAGCCCCUGCCGCUGCCCGGCGGAGCCGGCCCGGUGGUCUCCCAGAUGACCCCCAGCAUCGUGACCUUCGUCCCGCAUUCCCUGCAGACCGGGGGCCAGGAAGCCCCGGGGAGCCCAGGGGGGCCUGUGCUGGCGUGGAGCAAGGUGACGUCCGGCAUGGUGCUGGGGGACCAGGAGGCCCCGGGCAGCUUCUGCCUGUGUCUGAACAGGGCCCCGAGUCACACCCAGACGCCGGACCCCAGAGGCUCUCAGGAUGACUGGGCCGGGGCUGCCCGGGUGCUGUCUCCUGGCUCCUCCGGGGGCCCCCUGCGGCUCCGGGACCUGAGCACCCGCCCCCUGCACCCAGGGCUGUGCAUCUACCUGGCGCCCGAGGAAGCCGAGCGCCUGGGCAUGGCGGGGCCCCUGCACUUCCGGUACAAGCAGGCCCGCGUGCAGGCUCUGGAGACCAUGGCCAACAUGCUCAAGCAGCGGAUCGACGUCCUGACCGCCAAGCUGCAGGGGUCCGAGGUCCUCGAUGGGCCUUCUGAUUCGGACCCAGCGCCCCUGCUCCCUGGUGCCGUGCCCGCAGCCCCAGCUGGCGGGGCCGCCUUGGUGCCCAGCGGGGGCCCGAUGGACGCUCCUUCCUCCUCCCUGGACGGCGAGAGGCCGUGGGGUGCUGACUGGGAUCGGCGGCAGAGCAUGAGCCCGCGGGACCACGGCACCCGCAGGCCCCAAGGCUUCACGGAGGAUGGACGCUCAGAGCCGGAGGAGAGGCUGGAGAGAAGCACCACUUCCUCCCAGGCCCUCGGCGCCGUCCCAGGGGGCCUCUCACCGUGUUGCCCCGGCGGCUCACGCGUGUGCCUGCGUGUCCCUAGCUCGCACUGGGCACCCGUCAUGGGGGACCCCACCGGUGGCUCCCUGAGGCUGGAGGAGAUGCAGCCGGCCCCUGGGCCCAGCCCGGUCAUGCCCUGGACCGUCCAGCACUUCGGAGCUGAGGCUGGUGCAGGGGCCAGGGCCUCAGAGCCCCUUGCGGUUUCCGCAGGCCAGCGUGAGCAGGGCCAGCCGCCUCCCGGGGCCCUCGCCGACGUCCUGCAGAAGCCCCUGAGCUUUCUGGAGGCCCUGAAGCUGGACCCGCAGGUGCAGGAGCGGGCGCUGGCUCUGCUGCGGCUGCGGGCGGAACGGGAGGUCUGGGCCGCCGAGAAGGCCCUGGAGGAGCUGCUCUUCCAACACCAGCUGGAGCGGCUGAUGCAGACACAGCCCGCGCAGGCCGGGCGGGAGCCAGCUUCAGGGCAGGAGCAGCUCCCGCAGGGCGGGGACCCAGCGCCCAGGACCUUCGCCAGCUCAGAGACGGCGGGACCCAGGCCACUGCCUCCCCUGGGCGGACAUGCUGCCAGCCCCCCGCGGGGCCCCGCGGGAGCACAGGGGCGUCAGGCAGGCACAUCGGCCUCUAGGGAACUUGUGCAGGAAGGGCGGCCAGACCAAGAGUCCCCACUGCGGCAGCCCUACCCAUGGGACAACCCUACUCUCCAGAUGCUCCAGCAGAGCCUGCGGGAGGAGAGGCUGCGCGUGCAGCACCAGGCUGCGCUGCUGCGCCUGCGCGAGAGGGCGCUGGAGGAGAAGAUGCGCGCGGAGCUGGCCUGGCUGGAGCAUCGGCGACGCUUUCUCACCGAGUGGCAGGACAGAGCACCCCCCAGGGCCACCUCGCCUGCAGAUGGUCAGCUGUGGCCUCUGAGGUCGGGAGAGCACACACCUGCGGACCGAGGCUGGCCUGAGGCCCAGGGUCAAGGUGACCCCCGGACCAGCCCCUCGGCCACAGAGGAGACCCGUGUCCCUAAGGGAAAGGUGGCCUACGCGCCCCCAGGCGGAGCAGGCCCUCAAGGCCCCCGGGAAGCCGGCCAUUCCCUGCAGGUGGGGGAAGGCAGCGAGAGUCAAGAGGUGUCGGGACUGGGGCUGGACGUGGCCUGCAGCCCCCGGGGGAAGCCCCCUGAAGUGGAUGGCCCCAGGCCGGGGGGGCAGAGGAGGGAGACCUGUUGGCAGGAGGACCCCUGCGGCCCCUCCAGGCGGCACGCUGCCCAGCUGCCCACCGCCCCAGCACCGGCAGCAGCUGGGGAGGUGCCACCCACCCACGCCGAGGGCAGCCCCCCGCCUGCGCUCGUGGCCCCAGUGGGCCUGGGCUGCGAGUCCGAGUGCUCGGGCCGAUGGGGGGCCUCCCCGGCCGGCUCCGACAGCAGCGCGUCCUGGGCCUCCCUCCCGGAGUUUCAGAGGGCGUCGGCCAUCCUGGUGCAGCUUUCCCAGAGCUCCAGCUCCCUGUCUGGCGGGGAGGCUGGGGACACCCCGGAGGUGGCCCCUGGCUGGCCUGGGGAGUUCUCUGCCCUUGACUCCCAGGGGCUCCACGGGGGCGGAGGACAGGGGACCUGGGAGAGGUCAGAGGGCAGGGGCGCCUGUCCCCUUCAGGGCCCCACCACAGGGACAGGAGCCCCAGAGCCACCCCCAGGCCCCCAGAGCCCCCCUCCGAGGCCAGGGUCCGACCUGUCCGAGGCGUCCAGAGAAGUCUGGGAUGAGGAGAACCUGCCGGGGCCUGGAGCCUCGGGACCCUCCUCGGCCUCGGGCGGCAAAUCCGACCCCGAGAACUGGGGACCGCCUCCAUCCUGGGGCCCUGCGGAGGGGCAGGAGGCCUCUGGAGCCAGCGGGAGCCUGACCGGUGGACCAGGUACCAGAACGGCCCGCCAGAAGGCCCCUGAGACUGCCGGCCCCGCAGCGCCGCCCCGAGCCCCUUCCUGCAGUGACGGGCACCUGACCCCGGCCCGCCCCUCGGGGGCCUUGGCCUCGGAAGGGCCCGACGCAGGCAAAGCAGAGACCCAGGCCGUGUGGGCCCUGGCUGGCCGCCUGCUGGCGCCCCGAAGUACUGUCCAGGGGCCACCUACUGACGGGAACCUCCUUCGGGUCUCACCUGAGCCUGAGGACCCCGGGAACCUGUGGGCUCCUCCUGGGGACCCCAGCAGCCUGGCAGCCUGCGGCCCAGCACCCGGGAGGGCCUCAGCAGACCCUCGCCCUGGCCUGGCCGGCGGCAUCCUGCCCAAGAUCCUGUCCCCUGUGGACAAGGCGCUGUCCUCCCCGAGGGCCGCCCCCUUCCCUCCGCCGCCCCCCUCCCCGCCGGCAGAGAGCGAGGCAGAGGCCUACCCCCUGCCAGAGGACAUCCCCCCGCCGCCGGCAGACGCUGUCUUGUCUCCUGGGGUGCCCCCGGGUUCCCCAGGGGAGGACACCUCUGCCGGCACUGAGGUACCCUCCUGGUCCGAGGACGUUCUGCCUGAGGCACCAUCCCCAGCCCCCCCGGAAUUGGGGCUGGGCCUGGGGGCGGCUGGCCGGGGCAGACAUCUGGAGGAGGAAACGGGCGAAUCGAGUUCUGGGGGGCAGACGGAGACUGUGGGCGGCCAGUGGACUGAGUCGCUCGGCUGGCCAGGGUCCCCCUGGGGUGGGGGGGCAGAUGAUGCCCUAGGGGGGCUCCCCAGAGUGUCCACUGUGGCCCGAGUGGCCGGGGCAGGCUUGGCCACAGGGGUGGUGGCUGGCGACCCCCUGCCCUCUGGCUCCGAGGGCGGCCACCCAGCUCCUGGCUUGGGCCCAGGCCCCCAGGCUGGUCUCCUGGGUGUGGGGACAGCCGAGGCUGCAGAUGUGGUGUCCACCCGGCUCACCAGGAGGAUCCUGUGCGACACGCGGGCGGUGUUCUCGGAGCGGGCCCAGCCAGGCAGCCCACUGACGGGGGAGCUGGUGGGGACCAGCUGGGUCCCUGAGGCGCCCGCCACGCCUGCCGGGCUGUCCUGGCGGGGCCAGGAGGCCUGAGAAGCCACGGGUGUGUGCACAGCUGGGCUGUGCAUGCGUGUGCGUGUGUGUGUGUGCAUGUACAUGGGGCUUCAGGAAGCCGGGACUUGGCCAGGGCGGAGCUGCCACUCAGAACAGUCACGCUGUGCUGGCCGUGGAGCUGGCCACCCGGUGCCAGUCCAAGACCAGGCUGCGGUUCCUCCUUGUCUGGCGGGGUCGGCUCCAUCUGCAUUUGUCUGGAUGUCAGGUCCGCCAUGUCCUCCAGGUUCUGGAAGGGGCCCCGACCCAAAGAGAUUAAAAGGCAGGAAUGUAAAAAGUUGGGGGGCUGUUGUCCAAUAGCCAAAAGGUAUGGAUUCAGGGGCUGGCAGGGGGACCCCCGGGGAGGGGGAGCAGCUCCCGUGAAUGAGACCCCUUGCCAGAAGCCAAGGCCAGCAAAGCCCACCAGGGAAAGAAGAGCCUCGGGAGCCGGGGCAGGAAGGGGGUCCCGUGUGUUGCUUGGGAAGUGGGCUGUGAGGGCCUCUGCCUGCUCUUGCUUCUCAAGGCCUGUGUGUAAAGACAAGGACAGCCGGCCUUCGCGGGCUUAGAGGACAGGCCCCUGCAGCAGUGGCCGCUGCUCACAGAAGUCACCAUCACCAGCCGCUGGGGACCCAGAGCACCCACCCUCACCCCUCACCCAGAGCAGGGCCACGGCCACACCCAGCCUGGCAAGGCCACCCUCGAGACCUGUGAGGGACCCGACCAUCUUCCCCAGUGGUCAGAAUGCUGGCUGUCCACACCAACAUGCAGCACGUCCUGGCUGGUACACAAAGGAAUUCACCGGAAACCACCUGACGCUCUUCUUAGUGGACCCUGCGUCUCGCAGCCGAAGGGUCUGUCAUUUCAAUAUUUGUCCUAAACUGUAUUUUCUGUGCACUUGGGGACUAAGUGACUUUUAAGUGAGUCCAGAAAUCAGCUCUUUUAUAAAGGGAAGCAGCUUUCAAAUCUGUUUCUACCUGGCUAGGGGUCUUGCGAUGGGCUCUCUUAUACUGUGGUUGGGCCUCUGGCAGACGCGCCAUGUCCGACAGCAGCCGCUGUCUCCAGGCGCCUGUGUUCACCUGUCACCUGUGUCAUCCACCAGCUACCGUGCACUUACCAUCAUUGGUCUUUCGUCUCUGCCCGUCCAUCGGUCUGUCCGCCCAUCACCCACCCACCCUUCCAUCUGUCCCGUCUGUCCGUCCGUCCUCUCCCAACACCCUUCUUGAACUGCAAGGCCCCCGCCUGGAGGGAGUCCAGGACUGAGCGAGAGCUUGCGGAGAGGUUCCGCCGCCCGCCGAGGCUCGGGCUGUGUGACAGGGCCACGGAGGGGAAAUGUGUUCAUGCUCCGUGUACACAAUUUCAAAACUCACUUUGAGCUACAGCUUAUUGAUUCCCUUCUAGUUUUCUGAACAAAUUAGUCUGUAAUUUUUUAUCUUUUUCCUAUUUAUGGUUGACCCUUUGGAUUUAUGAGGCCAUGUGAGAGGAAUUAUGUAUUUUACACACACACAUUUGGCACCGUAAUAAAUCUCCCACGUUGAAGCCCUGCUGAUUUGCCUGAAAUUCGAUAGUCUCCCGCGGGUGGCUGCGGGCUGGGUGCACUGGCAGC
Molecule: messenger RNA, 6992 nt
Organism: Talpa occidentalis (Iberian mole)
Lineage: Eukaryota; Metazoa; Chordata; Mammalia; Eulipotyphla; Talpidae
Gene: CCDC187
Product: coiled-coil domain containing 187
Biological process (GO): microtubule anchoring
Cellular component (GO): centrosome
Molecular function (GO): microtubule binding
Source: RefSeq, a predicted model, not a curated record